This is a messenger RNA of Cuscuta epithymum, 1625 nucleotides long. The record is from the annotation of a GenBank genome assembly. NCBI's taxonomy places the organism in Eukaryota, Viridiplantae, Streptophyta, Magnoliopsida, Solanales, Convolvulaceae.
CUUGUGAGCUUCAUUGGUUUCAAACAUGUCAUCAGAAGGCGGUAAUGAAGGCGGUGGCAGGAAGGCGGAGGACAAUAAGAAGGCGGAGGAGAAGCCCCAGCCACAUGCAGUACUGGAGCAGCUCUCCGGUGUACAAUUUUGUGUCAACAGUCCACCGUCAUGGUCGGAGGCAAUAUUUUUGGGUUUCCAGCAUUACCUGUUAACUUUGGGCAAUAUUGUCUUCAUCCCUAAAACAAUAGUGCCUCAAAUGGGUGGUAGCAAAGUUGAAGAGGCUAGGGUGGUUCAGGUGUUACUUUUCAUUUCAGGGAUAAAUACAUUGUUUCAAUCUUUAUUUGGAGUAAGGUUACCUUCGGUUAUAGGUGGUUCAUAUGCCUACUUGAUUCCUAUAUCCUCAAUAGUCCAAUCUAGGAAAUUUCAGCAGAUUCCAGAUCCUCACAUGAGGUUUGAGCACACGAUGAGGUCCAUUCAAGGAGCCCUCAUUGUAGCUUCUAGUUUUCAAGUCGUUGCAGGAUUCAUAGGUUUGUGGAGAAAUGCCACCAGGUUUCUUAGCCCUUUGUCGGUGGUUCCACUUAUCACAUUAACCGGGCUUGGGCUUUUUUAUCUUGGCUUCCCAUUGAUGGCCGAGUGUGCCGUGGUGGGUAUUCCAGAGUUGUUCUUUAUAAUCCUUGUCUCCCAGUAUCUUCCUACAUGGCUAAAACUAAAAAAACCAAUACUGGAUCGCUUUGCUGUGCUAUUUUCUGUUUCGAUUGUGUGGAUAUACGCAGCCAUUUUAACUUGGAGUGGACCUUAUAAGACAUAUUCUGAAGAGAAUUGUCGGAUCGAUAGUUCUCGUCUUAUGAGCGGAUCCUCUUGGAUUAGCGUGCCUUUGCCAUUUCAAUGGGGAGCUCCUACUUUUAAUGCAGGCGAUGUUUUUGCAAUUCUAGCAUCUUGUUUUGUCUCUUCCAUUGAGUCUACAGCUGUCUUUUACGCUACAUCGAGAUAUGGAAGUGCCACCCCAGUGCCACCUUCUAUCAUGAGCCGAGGUGUCGGGUGGCUUGGGGUAGGGACUUUGCUUAGUGGACUUUUUGGCGGACUCACGGGACCUUGUGCAACAGCAGAAAAUGCUGGUCUCUUGGCUUUAACAAAAGUUGGAAGCCGAAGAGUUGCUCAAAUAUCUGCAGGCUUCAUGAUUUCUUUCGCCAUAUUAGGAAAAUUUGGAGCACUUUUUGCCUCGAUUCCUAUGCCAGUAAUGGCAGCCUUGUAUUGUGUCUUCUUUGCAUAUGUUUCUUCAGCUGGUCUUGGUUUCCUUCAAUUUUGCAACUUGAAUAGCUUCAGAACAAAGUUUAUACUAGGAUUUUCCUUGUUCAUGGGACUAUCGCUACCUCAAUACUUCAAGGAACAUCAAAUAGUGUUUGGAUCAUAUCCCGUUCAUACACAUGCUAGAUGGUUUAAUGAUAUAAUAUCGGUUAUCUUCAUGUCACAUGCAACGGUGGCGGUUAUAAUUGCUGAGUUUCUGGACCGUACUCUGCCUAAUAAUGAUAGUAAAGAUAACGGUUCAAGUUGGUGGCAAAAGUUUGUGGCAUAUGGAAGGGAUGUUAGAAGUGAUGAAUUCUACAAGUUGCCAUUCAAACUCAAUAGGUUCUUCC